Molecule: messenger RNA, 11377 nt
Organism: Gorilla gorilla gorilla (western lowland gorilla)
Lineage: Eukaryota; Metazoa; Chordata; Mammalia; Primates; Hominidae
Product: heterogeneous nuclear ribonucleoprotein C
Exons: 12
Coding region: 9777-10697 (306 amino acids)
Cellular component (GO): nucleus
Molecular function (GO): RNA binding
Source: RefSeq, a predicted model, not a curated record
CGGCAGAGGAGACUCGGGGGCCAUUUUGUGAAGAGACGAAGAUUGAGCGGUUGUGGCCGCGUUGCCGACCCCCAGCAGCAGUCGGCUUCUCUACGCAGAACCCGGGAGUAGGAGACUCAGAAUCGAAUCUCUUCUCCCUCCCCUUCUUGGGCAGCAAGGCGAACCCCAUCCCUACUCACUGGAGCUCAGCUUUGAUUUUUAACCUCCCUUCCCCACCCUUCCAGAACACACACAUUCCAUUCCAAAACUGAUUUUAUAAAGACAUUUUAAACAUAAUGAUGCAACUUGGUGUGCACUACGGCAAAUGUACAGGUGUUUUUUUUUUAAUUGUUUCCAAAACCGGGACCUGGAUUUAAGAUUGAGAUUUUUUUGAUCUUCAGCUACACUGCAGCAACAUGGAUGCCCAGCCUGGAGCAGCAGCCGCCAGGAUGACCUGGAGCCAGGGGGGCCUUCGGAACAGAUGCACACCCUUCCUGGGUGAUGUAGAGACGGGGUUUCAUCUUGGCGAGGCUGGUCUUGAACUCCUGACCUUGUGAUCAGCUCACCUCGGCCUCCCAAAGUGUUGGAAUUACUGGCGUGAGCCACUGUGCCUGGCCGACGGGAUCCUUUUAAGAGAGGUAGUGUACUGAAAUGAAUCUUAAGGCCAGAGAAUAAAAGUUUGAUUGCCAUACAUGCCAAGGAAUUUAUAUUUUAUCCAGAAACCAAUGUUGAGCCAUUUUAGAAAUAUUCUAAACUGGAAAGUGACAUCAGAUUUUCGUUUUAUUUUUAUUUUUUGAGACAGGAUCUUGUUCUGUCACCCAGGCUGGACUGCAGUGACAUUAACAAGGCUCACUGCAGCCUUGACCCCCUGGGUUCAAGCUAUCCUCUGGCCUCAGCCUCCUGUAUAGCUGGGAUUACAGACAUGCACCACAACACCUGACUAUUUUUUAUUGUUUUUUUUUUUUUUUGGUGGAGAGAGGUCUCAUUUUGUUUCCCAGGCUGGUCUCAAAAACUCCUGGAAGAUUUUAAUUUUUAGGAAUGUCUUUCUAAUAACAGUAUGGAAAUGGUGUAGAGGAAAUGAGAUUGGAAGUAGGAGAUUAAUAAGGGAGAUAUUAGAAUCCAAGGAAGAAUAACGACCUGGCUUGGACAAAGGUAAUGCUAAUGAGAUCAGAGAUUAGGAGUUAAAAUUAGGAGCAUCUCAGGAUGGAUGUGGUAAGGUGGACAAGAACACAGAUUUGGCGUGAUUGCUGGUUUCUAGCUUCUGGGAUAGGGAUAGAUAUUGGGGAAUGAAUGAAGGGAGCAGAUUAUAGUUUGAGGGUGGGAAAAAGAAUAUUUUAAACAUCUUGGAGGUGUUCAAGGAACAUUCAAGUAUAAGAUGUUUUAUUAAGUAUCUGAGUACUCAUUUUGAAAAUCAUUAUUAGGUUUGGGCAUAUAGGGAUGAACAAAACAUGUCCCCUGCCCUCUUAGAUAUUAUAGAUCAUUGAGGGAAGAAACAAAGGAAAUGGCACUUUUCACAGUAAGGAUUGAUGAAGGAAAAGAACAGCGUGGAUGAGAAGAUGGCAAGGGAACCAAAAUUAGAACAUGGAAUUUGGGGGAUGCUGCCAGCGGAAGCUUAGCUACGUGGAAGUAGCUAAUGAAUGGUCAAUCUCAUUCUGUAAGAAAACCAUAUGUGAAAGCACAGAUAAUGAGGGGGAACAAGACUUGGCCUCCAAGUAAGAAAUAAUACUGGAAAAUAAUUACCAAGAAUACAUAGAUGAGGGAUGGAGUUAGAGAGGUAGGCAAGGACCAAACAUUCAUAGCACGGGACCUUAGAGGGUCUUGUUUAAGAUCCUGUCUUGGGCACAAGUAGAAUCUAUUGAAGGAUUUUGAAGAAGAGGUCUGGUUUAUCUUCUGUUGCGUAGGGAAUAUUAGUGAUGAGAACUAAGAGGGCAAGUAGGGCAGUAAGUUUGGAGACCUAUUAGAGUAGGCCAUUGUCUCAAUCUCUUGAAGAAAAUAAUCAUCCCAGGCCUAACAAUAACUUGCCCUGGUUUUUCAAAUGAGUUUUUAUUGGGUGUAUUAAUGAGCAAAAUCAGUCUGAGUAAGAUAGGUUGAGAACUGAUGAGGCUCCAGGAAAUUACUAAUUAUUUCUGAUACCUUGUUGGGUCAUAUAAUGGCUUUCUGAUUUGGCAGAAAAAGUAGCAGGACAUUAAUUUCUCUUAUGGAAGUAUUCUAAACACUUGACUAUGUCCACCACUGUUAAAGUUGUGAGUUUGUGUUAACUUACUUAAUCAUCAUCAAAACCUCGAGUAGGAGUAGAUACUGUUAUUCAUGUUUUAGAGGUGAGAAUAUUGGAGUACAGAAUUUAAAUAACUUGCCUAAAGUUAAACUGCUUUAGUGGUUUAGCAUGGAUUCAACCCUGGGAUUAAGGGUGCAGAUUUCAACACUUAAUGAUAGUAGACUGCUUUCGUCACUUUGAUAUGUUGAACUUUUUAAUUUUUUGAGACAGAGUCUCGCUCUGUCACCAGGCUGGAGUGCAGUGGCAUGAUCUCUGGUUCACUGCAACCUCUGCCUCCUGGGUUCAAGCGAUUCUUGUGCCUCCGCCUCCUGAGUAGCUGGGAUUGCAGGCAUGCACCACCACACCCAGCUAAUUUUUAUAUUUUAGUAGAGAUGGGGUUUCACCAUGUUGGCCAGGCUGGUCUAGAAAUCCUGACCUCGUGAUCCGCCCACCUCGGUUUCCCAAAGUGCUGGGAUUACAGGCGUGAGCCACUGUGUCCGGCUGAGCAUUCUAGAAAAACAAAUUUUAGUUUGGUUAAAGUUCCAAAGAAGAACUUUGGACUUUUAUUGUUAAAAUUUUAAAACUAAAUAUGUUUAUAUUUUUGCCCUUGAAUUCGCAACACCUUAAAUGGCUUAAAGAUGUGUAUAUGUGCAAGGUAGUAAAUUGUUUAGGUAGACGUAUCUUGGUAAAAUGUUACCAUGGUUGUGAUGGCAUUGUUAAUAGAGAAGCAAGCACAUUUUAAAAGUGAGCUUUAGGCCAGAUGCAGCAGUUUAUGCCUAUAAUCCCAGCACUUUGGGAGGCUGAAGUUGGAGGAUAGCUUAAGGCCAGGAAAGUCUGGCAACAUAGCAAGAGCCUGUCUACAAAAAGCUGGGCGUGGUGGCACACAGCUGUAGUGUAGCUCCCUGGGAGGCUGAGGCGGUAGAAUUAAUUGAGUUCAGGAGUUUGAGGUCAGAGUGAGUUAUGAUUGCGCCACUGUACUCCAGCCUGGGUGACAAGAGUGAGACCCUAUCUCUUAAAGUAAAAAAACAAAAGUGAGCUAUCUUUUUUUUUUUUAAGACUUAAAAAACAGAAGUGAACUUCAGUUGGAAAAAAAUUAUUUAUGGUUAAAAAAAAAAACCACGGAGACGGAUGCAUUAACUAAGCCCAGGGGUCCUUUUUCAAUCCUCAUCUCACUUGACCUGUUGGUUCCAUUUAACCAGAGCUCUUCCUUGAAACGUUUUUAUUUUUUUUUUACUUUGCUUUCAGGUUUUUGUUACAUGUUUCUGUUACAUGUUAAACUUCUUUCUGUUGGUGUGCCCCAUGGUUCAGUCCUUCCACUUCUCUUUUCUGUCCACACUCUGGGUCCAAUUUCAUUCAGAUUCAUUCAUGAUGUAAUAUACCACCUAUAAGCUGAUUUCGACACUUAAGAUCAACAGCCUAUACUUUUCUUUCGAAUGUCAUACCAAUUCAGUUUACCUGCAUGACAACUCUGUUGAAUAUCCAAUAUGUCAACUUAAAAGUGCAAAACUGUGCUCCUGAUGUUCAUGCCUCAAACCAGUCUCUUGUGUACUGUUGCCUUUUUCAGUUGAUGAAACAAUUUUUGUGUCUCUUGGGCCAAAGAUUUUGGCUAGCCAUCCUUGACUUUUAUUCUUCUCACCUUUAGCCUAUUAGAAAAUCAUGUUGGCCAGGUAUGGUAGCUCAGGCCUGUAAUCCCAGCACUUUGGGAGGCUGAGGGAGGCCCAUCGCUUGAGCUCAGGAGUUUGAGACCGGCCUGGGCAACAUGGUGAAACCCUGUCUCUUCAAAAAUAUACAAAAAUUAGCCGGGAGUGGUGGCAAGUGUCUGUAGUCCCAGCUGCUUGAGAGACAGGCAUGAGAAUCGCUUGAGCCCAGGAAGCAGAGGUUGCAGUGAGCCAAGAUCGUACCCGCACCAUUGCACUCCAGCCCGCGUGAUAGAGCAAGACCCUAUCACAAAAAAAAAAAGAAAAGAAAAAAUCAUGCUGUCAGCUCUUCAAAAUAUACCACUACUCAUAUUGUCGACACUUGGUCCAAUUUCAAGCCACCCUUGUCUCCUGUGCAUUAUUAUAUAUAAUAGGUUUGUAUUUCUUUUGUCCCUCCCCACUAGUUUUGUUCUUAAAAGUGAUAGCUAGAUUUAUCCUAAAAUGUAUUGUUUGAAGGAAUUUUUUUUUUUUUGGGAGAUGGAGUUUCGCUCCCUUUGCCCAGGCUGGAGUGCAGUGGUGCGAGCUUGGCUCACCGCAACCUCCGCCUCCCGGGUUCAAACGAUUCUCCUGCCUCGGCCUUCCAAGUAGCUGAGAUUACAGGCACCAGCCACCACGCCCAGCUAUUUUUUUUUUAUUUUUAGUAGAGACAGGGUUGCACCAUGUUGGCCAGGAUAGUCUCGAUUUCUUGACCUUGUGAUCCGCCCGCCUCCGCCUCCCCAAAGUGCUGGGAUUACAGGCGUGAUCCAACACGCCUGGCCAUUGAAAAAUGUUUUGCCUGAAAACAAACAACCUAAUGGCUGCCUUUUUCAGCAUUGAAGUCAAAAUUUUUCUGUGAUUUACAGGGCAUCCCACGUGAUUUGUUGUGUCCCUUCCCUUGCUGUUAACUGUGCUUCAGCCACACUGGCCUUCUUGACUGUAUUGAACACAUUGGAUAUGUUUCCACUUUAGGGCUUUUCCUUGGAAUUUUCUCUGACUCAUACAGUUUGGUUCCUCAGUUCUUCUGAGAUUUUUUACUCAGAAGUUACCCCCUUAGUGAUGUGUCUUCCCUUAUUUAACGCUUUAAGCUCCCCUUCUCCUAAAUACUCUUUAGCACUUAUCACCAACGGUAGAAUUUUUUUCUAUGUAAAGACAUAAGAGAUAUGUCCAGAAAUACAUAUGCCAAACAAUUAACAUUGAUUGCCUCUGGGCAAGAAGUGGGAUUUAGGAGAUUUGAAACUUGUGUACUAUGUGCUUAAGACUGAGUAUUAUAAUCAUUGUGGUAGUAUUUUCCUUCUAAUUAAAAAGCUUAAAAAUGUACAUCAACUCUUGUGAUUCUGUGUGGGCAUAAAUAGCAUAGCUAGUCUGUGUAAUAGGGGUUUAGUAAGCAGUGUUAAUGGUUGAAGAAACUGCUUUAAAAGGUUUAGCUGUGAUAAAAUGAGUCAAGUUAGCAUUUGAGCACAUAGAUUACCGUGUUGCCUGUAUCAACACUUGGGAGAGCUUGACCAUUUUAAAAAUAUGUAUUCUCUACUGAGAAAGCAUGGCUAUUUGUAUGAGGUAGAGUGAAUUAGAGAACUUUUUUUUUUUUUAUUAUUUCUACCUAAUCUGAUUCUGACUUUACCAGUCUGAAAUAUUCUUCCUGUUUUCUAAUUAUAUUGACCUAUGGCUCCUGAGUUGAUUUUAAAACUGAAAAAACUCCAGGAGUUCAUUGAACCAGAUUUAGGCUUUUCUGGCUAGUCUUGAAUAACAUUUAGGAGUAGUUUAGUAGAGUACAUUUUGAACAAAAAUUUUCCUCCAGUCCUCUAACCAAAAUAGGUAUUCUGAAGAGGAUAAACUAUUCAUAAUGCAUUGUCACUCCCUAUAUUGAUCCUUUAAAUAAAAUCUUCACAUAAGUGGGUUUUCUAGCUUCAGAGCGAGAAGAAAAGUUUUCUCGUGCUAUUACCCUUAAGUUUGUGGAAUUCAUGCUAGAGUUAUGGCUAUGCUGUUUAAAAUGGAGUUUUUUUGUUUUUUUUUUGUUGAGACUACAGUCUCGCUCUGUUGCCCAGGCUGGAGUGCAAUGGCACGAUCUUGGCUCACCGCAACCUCCGCCUCCCGGAUUCAAGUGAUUCUCCUGCCUCAGCUUCCCGAGUAGCUGGGAUUACAGGCGCCUGCCACCACGCCCCGCUAAUUUUUGUAUUUUUACAAGAGACAGGGUUUCACCAUGCUGGCCAGGCUGGUCUCGAACUCGCGACCUCAGGCAAUCCGCCCGCCUCGGCCUCCCAAAGUGCUGGGAUUACAGGCGUGAGCCACCGCACCUUGCUAAAAUGGAGUUUUAUUACUCCUUUGAAAAGGAAUACUAGUCAAGUGACUGAAGAUUGAUGUGGGUUUGUGAGAGGAGGUACCUCAUCUUUAUCUUACCUUUGAUCCCAAUAAAGUAAUACAUGCUCAUAGAACAUUUUUAGAAAAUACAACUAUCCAAAGAUAACAUUUUGGGUGUUCUUCCAGGCUUUUUGGGGCUUAUAUAAUCUUCAAAAAGCCCUGUCAUACAGCAUAUAUAUUUAAGUAAUACUUUUAAAUUUAACCUGAAUAGCUUAUGUUAGUAGAUACAGAUCUCUGAAAAAUUUGUAGUAGUUACAUAGUAUUAUAUACUCUAUAAUACUACAUGGUACAUUGUAUACUUGUACUAUAUUUUAUUUUACCAAUACACUGUUGUACUCUUCUCCAUUUUUUUCUUUUGUAAACAAAGCUUUGGACAGUCAAAACUACAGUUGUGCAUAUCUUUAUUUUCUUACAUUUAAGCCCCAGAAAUAUAAUUAUUCAAGGGUAUGCACAUUUUACUUUUUUGCUGGGGAGGUGGGGGAGGUGGGCAGAGUAUGCACUUUUUUUUUUUUUUUUUUUUGAGACGGAAUCUCACUCUAGCCCAGGCUGGAGUGCAGUGGCGUGGUCUCAACUGCAAGCUCCCUCUCCCGGGUUCAUGCCAUUCUCCUGCCUCAGCCUCCUGAGUAGCUGGGACUAUAGGCGCGUGCCACCACGCCCGGCUAAUUUUUUUAUUUUUUUUUAGUAGAGACGGGGAUUCACCAUGUUAGCCAGGAUGGUGUCGAUUUGCUGACCUCGUGAUCUGCCCUCCUUAGCCUCCCAAAGUGCUGGGAUUACAGGCCUGAGCCACCGCGCCUGGCCGCACAUUUUAAAAAGUUCUUAAGUUUGCUCUCCAGAAGCUAAUAAGUUUAGCAAUUUAUUGGCAGUGUUAGUGGCCACUAAUACUUAAUUUCUAGUUUUGUGAAUUACUUUGGAUCUUUUGCUUUAAGAUUUGACCCUGUAUUAUUCUGAAGGGUUUGCUAAGUUUUUAAGUUGAAUAGUAAAAAUGUUGAUAGAUUUGGAGUGAAACAUUGAUACAAUGUUGUCUAUAUUUCUGUGUAUAGUUUGAGAUUCACAUGUAAUUUUUGUUUUCAGGUGCAUGCACAUCUUUGGUGCUAUCUUUUUUUUUUUUUUUUUUUUGAGAUGGAGUCUAGCUCUGUCACCCAGGUUGGAGUGCAGUGGCGUGAUCUCUCUCACUGCAAGCUCCGCCUCCUGGGUUCACGCCAUUCUACUGCCUCAGCCUCUGGAGUAGCUGGGUCUACAGGCAUCCGGCUAAUUUUUUGUAUUUUUUUUUUUUUUUUUAGUAGAGAUGGGGUUUCACCAUAUCGGCCACAAUGGUCUUGAUCUCCUGACUUCGUAAUUCGCCUGCCUUGGCCUCCCAAAGUGCUGGGAUUACAGGCGUGAGCCACCGCGCCUGGCCAGUCUUUUUUUUUUUUUUUUUUUAAAGACAGAGUCUUGCUCUGUUGCCAGGCUGGAGUGCAGUGGUGCGAUCCCGGCUCACUGCAACUUCCACCUCCCAGGUUCAAGCGAUUCCCUUGCCUCAGCCUCCUGAGUAGCUGAGAUUACAGGUACGCGCCACCACGCCCGGCUAAUUUUUGUAUUUUUAGUAGAGGUGGGGUUUCACCAUGUGGGCCAGGAUGGUCUUGAUCUCUUGACCUUGUGAUCUGCUGGCCUCGGCCUCCCAAAGUGCUGGGAUUACAGGUGUGAGCAAGUGCACCUGGCUGGUGCUAUCUUUUAAUUGUGAAAAAAUUUCACAUACACAAAAGAGAAUAGUAUAAUGAACUUCCAUGUACUUGUCUCACUUUAAUAAUCCUUGGCCAGUCUUUUUGUUUGUAUCUACAUCUCCCCAUCCACCCCCUUCCCAUGUUAUUUUGAAGCAAAUUCUUGAUAUAUUUCAUCUGUAGAUAUUUCAGUGUAUUUUAAAAAGAAUUAGGACUUAACCACAAUUAUCCCACCAAAAACAUUUAAUAAAUUAACUAUUUUAAUACUAAACAUAUUUAGAGGCCUGGCAUGGUGGCUUAUGCCUGUAAUGCCAGCUCUUUGGGAGGCCAAGGUGGGUACAUCACUUCAGGCCAGGAGUUCGAGACCAGCCUGGCCAAUGUGGUGAAACCCUGUCUCUACUAAGAAUACAAAAAAAUUACCCGGGUAGGGCAGCGCAUGCGUGUAAUCCCAGCUACUUGGAAGUCUGAGGCAGAAGGAUCCCUUGAACUCAGGAGGCAGAGGUUGCAGUGAGCCAAGAUAACUGCCACUGCACUCCAGCCUGGGUGAUAUUGUGAGACUUAAAACAAAAACAACAACAACAAAAGACCAACAAGUCCAUUUAGUAUCAGAAGUACUACCCUGAGAACUGAGUAAGGCAUUCCUCAAUGCUGUUUUAUUUCUACGGGGAUAACAUGGUUGGUGGGGUCUUUUUGUUUAUUUGUUCUUUUGCUAACAUAGUCCUGUAUGGAAUUUUGGAAGUGUUGUUUACUAAAGGUAGGUUUUGAAAUUUUCUUAAGAGUGGGGGGGUCUUAUGGUUAUACUCAUUGGUGAUAAAAAUCAAACCUUUUACUAUUCUCAAAUUUAGAUAUAAUCUCCUGUUUUGGCUGUUUAAGAGAAUACUGUAAUAACUUUAAGUCAGAUAUCCUUGUUAAAAAUUAUUCUGGCCUCCCUCUCCCUCUCCCUCUCCCUCUCCCUCUCCCCACGGUCUCCCUCUCCCUCUCUUUCCACGGUCUCCCUCUGAUGCCGAGCCGAAGCUGGACGGUACUGCUGCCAUCUCAGCUCACUGCAACCUCCCUGCCUGAUUCUCCUGCCUCAGCCUGCCGAGUGCCUGCGAUUGCAGGCGCGCACCGCCACGCCUGACUGGUUUUCAUAUUUUUUUGGUGGAGACGGGGUUUCGCUGUGUUGGCCGGGCUGGUCUCCAGCUCCUAACCGCGAGUGAUCGGCCAGCCUCGGCCUCCCGAGGUGCCGGGAUUGCAGACGGAGUCUCGUUCACUCAGUGCUCAGUGGUACCCAGGCUGGAGUGCAGUGGCGUGAUCUCGGCUUGCUACAACCUCCACCUCCCAGCCGCCUGCCUUGGCCUCCCAAAGUGCCAAGAUUGCAGCCUCUGCCCGGCUGCACCCCGUCUGGGAAGUGAGGAGCGUCUCCGCCUGGCCGCCCAUCGUCUGGGAUGUGAGGAGCCCCUCUGCCUGGCUGCCCAGUCUGGAAAGUGAGGAGCGUCUCUGCCCGGCCGCCAUCCCAUCUAGGAAGCCAGGAGCGCCUCUUCCCGGCUGCCAUCACAUCUGGGAAGUGAGGAGUGUCUCUGCCCGGCCGCCCAUCAUCUGAGAUGUGGGGAGCACCUCUGCCCUGCCGCCCCGUCCAGGAUGUGAGGAGCGUCUCUGCCCGGCCGCCCCGUCUGAGAAGUGAGGAGACCCUCUGCCUGGCAACCGCCCCCUCUGAGAAGUGAGGAGCCCCUCCGCCUGGCAGCCGCCCCGUCCGAGAACUGAGGAGCCCCUCCGCCCAGCAGCCACCCCGUCUGGGAAUUUUCGGCUUUGUGAGAAACCUUACCAUCAAACACAAUGGCCAGCAACGUUACCAACAAGACAGAUCCUCGCUCCAUGAACUCCCGUGUAUUCAUUGGGAAUCUCAACACUCUUGUGGUCAAGAAAUCUGAUGUGGAGGCAAUCUUUUCGAAGUAUGGCAAAAUUGUGGGCUGCUCUGUUCAUAAGGGCUUUGCCUUCGUUCAGUAUGUUAAUGAGAGAAAUGCCCGGGCUGCUGUAGCAGGAGAGGAUGGCAGAAUGAUUGCUGGCCAGGUUUUAGAUAUUAACCUGGCUGCAGAGCCAAAAGUGAACCGAGGAAAAGCAGGUGUGAAACGAUCUGCAGCGGAGAUGUACGGGUCAGUAACAGAACACCCUUCUCCGUCCCCUCUACUCAGCUCCUCUUUUGACUUGGACUAUGACUUUCAACGGGACUAUUAUGAUAGGAUGUACAGUUACCCAGCACGUGUACCUCCUCCUCCUCCUAUUGCUCGGGCUGUAGUGCCCUCGAAACGUCAGCGUGUAUCAGGAAACACUUCACGAAGGGGCAAAAGUGGCUUCAAUUCUAAGAGUGGACAGCGGGGAUCUUCCAAGUCUGGAAAGUUGAAAGGAGAUGACCUUCAGGCCAUUAAGAAGGAGCUGACCCAGAUAAAACAAAAAGUGGAUUCUCUCCUGGAAAACCUGGAAAAAAUUGAAAAGGAACAGAGCAAACAAGCAGUAGAGAUGAAGAAUGAUAAGUCAGAAGAGGAGCAGAGCAGCAGCUCUGUGAAGAAAGAUGAGACUAAUGUGAAGAUGGAGUCUGAGGGGGGUGCAGAUGACUCUGCUGAGGAGGGGGACCUACUGGAUGAUGAUGAUAAUGAAGAUCGGGGGGAUGACCAGCUGGAGUUGAUCAAGGAUGAUGAAAAAGAGGCUGAGGAAGGAGAGGAUGACAGAGACAGCGCCAAUGGCGAGGAUGACUCUUAAGCACAUAGUGGGGUUUAGAAAUCUUAUCCCAUUAUUUCUUUACCUAGGCGCUUGUCUAAGAUCAAAUUUUUCACCAGAUCCUCUCCCCUAGUAUCUUCAGCACAUGCUCACUGUUCUCCCCAUCCUUGUCCUUCCCAUGUUCAUUAAUUCAUAUUGCCCCGCGCCUAGUCCCAUUUUCACUUCCUUUGACGCUCCUAGUAGUUUUGUUAAGUCUUACCCUGUAAUUUUUGCUUUUAAUUUUGAUACCUCUUUAUGACUUAACAAUAAAAAGGAUGUAUGGUUUUUAUCAACUGUCUCCAAAAUAAUCUCUUGUUAUGCAGGGAGUACAGUUCUUUUCAUUCAUACAUAAGUUUGGUAGUUGCUUCCCUAACUGCAAAGGCAAUCUCAUUUAGUUGAGUAGCUCUUGAAAGCAGCUUUGAGUUAGAAGUAUGUGUGUUACACCCCCACAUUAGUGUGCUGUGUGGGGCAGUUCAACACAAAUGUAACAACAGUGUAUUUUUGUGAAUGAGAGUUGGCAUGUCAAAUGCAUCCUCUAGAAAAAUAAUUAGUGUUAUAGUCUUAAGAUUUGUUUUCUAAAGUUGAUACUGUGGGUUAUUUUUGUGAACAGCCUGAUGUUUGGGACCUUUUUUCCUCAAAAUAAACAAGUCCUUAUUAAACCAGGAAUUUGGAGAAAAAAAAAA